ACACAAUGCCUGUCUGCAAAAUCCCUCACAUUUUGUUGAAACCUUUGUCAAAGGCAAUUCCAUAUAUAUAAAUUUACUAACUGAUCGCGGGCUAGACAAAGGUAGAAUGGAUUGCCAUUUUGUUUUUCUCUGAUUGAAACUUUGUUAUUAGAGACCAUUUACAUGUCGAUUUCACAGUACAAAUAGUGAAACAGGGAAUUUGAACAAUUACACUUAUAACUUCUUGCACUUCUCUGCAAUAGUGAUUCUUUUCUGAGUGAUAGUAAUGGCUGAGGGAACUGACAAUGAUGCUAUCCAUGCCAAUCUAAUCUGUCCUCUCUGUCUCUCCACCUUUGAGAAAGCAACGCUUUUGACCUGUGGCCACACUUUCUGUCUCAAGUGCCUCAUGGGUUACGACAAGGAACACCGAAACGUGAAUCUCAUGAUCUGUCCACUAUGUCGGGAGCAGACUCCACUUGGGGAGAAUCGUGUACAGGGACUGCCGAAGAAUGUCACGGUGAAUGCGCUGGUAGAUGACCUCCAAGCUCGGAUGUCUUCAGAGAAGCGAUUGUCGCAGGUUCAGGCAACAAAUGAAGUACAGCCCCAAGCAGGACAGCAUAAGCUGCCUGUGAAGGUGCCCGUCAGACCACCUAAGAUUGUCAAGGAUGUAGAUCUUCCAGGUGGGGUAAGGGGAAUGACCAGUUUGGCAGAUGAUUCUGUUGUCGUAGGGUACGGAAGUAGUUUCCCUGGAGCUGAAGUCAUUAAGGUGUCAGGAGAACGAAGACCUUACUCCUUGAUCAACGCUGGCUCCGUGCGAGACAUUGUUAUCCUAAACGAUGGCAGAGCAGUUGCGUCACAUGGAUUUGAGGAAAUCAAGGCCUACAAUUCAGAUGGUACAAUGUGGGUGAUUCCAUUCAUGCAACUGUCAAACAAGAAGAGCCAGGAUGCUUUCUGCACACUGUACAAAGACAGCCAAGAUUUUAUCUACGCUGCCAAUGGCACCAACAAAGUCCAAUACUUUAGAGUUCGUAGUAAAGGCAUGACACAUCAUUCCAAAGUGAUCAGCACUGGAAAAUCAAAUGUCGCGCAGAUCUGCGUCACGCAAUCGGAAGCGCUCGUCAUGAAAGUGUCCAACGCAAAGCCACGGAGGCUGGCACUGUUCGACAAGGAAGGGAACAUGGGAAGCACUGUAAUCGCUAGAGACGACAGUGAAGUCCUAUGUGCAACGGUAGACGCUCUGGACAGGGUGAUCAUCGGGUAUUUUUCCCCGAGCCUCGGAACUCUGAGACUCUCGAUCUGCACGCUCAAGGGACUGCAUAUCAAACACCAGCAUUUCUUCAGCGAGCUCUACUUAUCCCCUGCAAGACUGGUGUGGUGCUACCUGGUAUCCAUCAGUCCAAAUCUACUGGCCUUUGCACAUCUUGGCAACAAGCUGUACUUCAUCAAAGUUCCUCCCAUCCCCAACAAGUAGACAUUCUUGCUUUUACCCUGGAUCUGGAUGUGUACACUGCUGGACCAAUUGGUAUGAAUGCAGCGGUUGAGAGAGGGCACGGUGAUAUUUAGUUAGUCGUAUCGUAGGUAGCUCUUUUCGAUCUUUGACUUGAACACCUCUAGUGAUGUGCUGUUCACUGUGUCAGGUGGGAGAUGGUUCCAAGCCAGAGGGGUACUCACAAAAAAAGAUUGUUUUAAUUGUUCAGUGUUUGUUGAUUGAAUAGUGUAACCUUUAUUGUGGUUCACUACUUGUCUUUCUAAGAUAUUCUGUGCUUGAAAGUCAUUAAAUUGUUUUGUUUUGACUUUCCGUUUUGGCCUUGUUUUAGUCAAGAAAUUCUCAAUAGGAAGGGCUGGGACCAACCCCUCGAAUUGUAUUGUACUAGACCUAUUCAUAGACUUCCAUUUGAUUUUAUACACUAGAUAUGUUAUUUGCUGAAGAGCAUAAUCUGUAAACUUACAUUUCAAACGUUAUUUCAUGCUAUUAAUUAUUAUGACUAUAUUAUAGGAUGGGGCUCCACGUCCCACUAGCAGUACUUACUAUUUCUGUGUCCUAUCACCAAUGAAGUUUAUAUGACAAUUUACCUUGUAUCAAUGUAUUUUGACAUUUGGUAAUAAAUUCAGUUCAGUUAAGAAAUUCAUAGCAUACAUUGUAGAUGCCAGGUAAUACUCAAUGAUCUUCUGGCAUUCGCACAUCUUGGUAACAAGCUAUACUUCAUCAAAGUUCUCUCCAUCCCAGACAAGGGGAUAUUCAUUGCAAGAAUGCACAGAAAUCCUUAACUCAGCAUGUAUCAGUAUUGCUUGAAUGUCAUCUUAAGACAGCAUGACAUGGAGUACCACAGGGGUCAUUGCCAGGCCUGUCUCUAUUCAUAUAUUCCAAAAAAAAUUGCUUGUUCUUUUAAAAUUUUGUUCAUUUGUUGGCUGAUAUGUACACAUGGGAAUUAUUGAAACAGAUAUUUCUCUAUAGAUUCAACUAUUGCUCAUUCCUGUUACACUUCUCUAAAGAGUUCUAAAACUCAGCAAAAUUGUCCAUAUUAUUCAGAAGCAGUGAGAACACCUGAACCAUAUACCUGUACAUGUAUACCUUGACAAAAUAAAUAUCUAAUGCUUUAACAUGAAA
This is a messenger RNA of Lytechinus pictus (painted urchin), 2587 nucleotides long. RefSeq lists its product as uncharacterized. The record is from RefSeq and is a predicted model, not a curated record. Gene Ontology annotation, molecular function: ubiquitin protein ligase activity. Bases 266 to 1450 code for a protein of 394 amino acids. Gene Ontology annotation, biological process: protein monoubiquitination. The transcript is spliced from 2 exons. NCBI's taxonomy places the organism in Eukaryota, Metazoa, Echinodermata, Echinoidea, Temnopleuroida, Toxopneustidae.